CGCUCUUCUCAACCGGUAAACAGCUGCUGCGUCACAUCCGCUUCGCUUUUAGGGAGGAAACCCGCAAUAAAACGUCUCAUUUGAGAUGAAAGAUGGUAUCAAACUGUUGUUUCAGCGCCGAAAUCUAAAUAGUAGUGUAAACGCUCAUUUAAACCGUUUUGUAACGUCUCCUUCGGGCGGUUCCGUAACCUCCGCACGAACAAAGCCGAGUGACUUUCCCACAGCUGCUCGGGCGGCACGUGAGCGCGGCUUCGCCCCCUGAUUGGCUCGGUCAGCAGCGUCACUUCAAAGAGCCGAGGCUCGCGCUGCGCUGCUAUUGGCCGGCUGCGUUCUGGCGCCAGUAUUUCAAUAAGAGAGGCUCGCGGACACCAGAACCCGCUUCAGUCCGCGCGCCUCGUCUUCGUGCCCGCUGCUCUCCGGUCUAAAGUCUUUAUUCUCUCCGGUCUAAAGUCUUUAAACUUUUAUUAUCUCCGGUUUUAACCCUUUAUUCUCUCCGGUUUAAAGUCUUUAAACUCUUUAUUCUCUCCGGUUUAAACUCUUUAUUCUCUCCGGUUUAAAGUCUUUAUUCUCUCCGGUCUAAAGUCUUUAUUCUCACCGGUUUAAACUCUUUAUUCUCUCCGGUUUAAAGUCUUUAUUCUCUCCGGUCUAAAGUCUUUAUUCUCUCCGGUUUAAACUCUUUAUUCUCUCCGGUUUAAAGUCUUUAAACUCUUUAUUCUCUCCGGUUUAAACUCUUUAAACUCUUUAUUCUCUCCGGUUUAAACUCUUUAAACUCUUUAUUCUCUCCGGUUUAAAGUCUUUAAACUCUUUAUUCUCUCCGGUUUAAACUCUUUAUUCUCUCCGGUUUAAAGUCUUUAAACUCUUUAUUCUCUCCGGUUUAAACUCUUUAAACUCUUUAUUCUCUCCGGUUUAAACUCUUUAAACUCUUUAUUCUCUCCGGUUUAAAGUCUUUAAACUCUUUAUUCUCUCCGGUUUUAAACUCUUUAUUCUCUCCGGUUUUAAACUCUUUAUUCUCUCCGGUUUAAAGUCUUUAAACUCUUUAUUCUCUCCGGUUUAAAGUCUUUAAACUCUUUAUUCUCUCCGGUUUAAACUCUUUAUUCUCUCCGGUUUAAACUCUUUAUUCUCUCCGGUUUAAAGUCUUUAAACUCGUCUCCACGAUGCUUUCUCCGCGCGCUCCUCUCUCGGUGAAGCACGAGCCGUCCCUCCGCGGGCAGAUGGCCAACAUGGCGCUGGACAAGGAGAACACGCCGCCGAGUCUCAACACGAGCCGCAUCUUGGCGUCUAAAACCGCGCGGAAGAUCUUCUCCGAGGUUCCGAAGACCAGCGCUGAGGAAGAGGAGCCGCUGCUGAAGAACAACCCUCGUCGCUUCGUCAUCUUCCCCAUCAAGUACCACGACAUCUGGCAGAUGUACAAGAAGGCCGAGGCCUCCUUCUGGACCGCGGAGGAGGUGGACCUGUCCAAGGACCUGCAGCACUGGGAGUCUCUGAGGGACGAGGAGCGCUUCUUCAUCUCUCACGUGUUGGCCUUCUUUGCAGCCAGCGACGGCAUCGUCAACGAGAACCUGGUGGAGCGCUUCACACAGGAAGUGCAGGUGACGGAGGCCAGGUGUUUCUACGGGUUCCAGAUCGCCAUGGAGAACAUCCACUCUGAGAUGUACAGCCUCCUCAUCAACACCUACAUCAGGGAGCCCAAAGAGAGAGAAUACCUGUUCAACGCCAUCGAGACUCUGCCGUGUGUAAAGAAGAAGGCCGACUGGGCGAUCCACUGGAUCGGCGACAAAGACGCCAACUUCGGAGAGCGCGUGGUGGCCUUUGCUGCUGUGGAGGGAAUCUUCUUCUCUGGUUCCUUUGCCUCCAUCUUCUGGCUGAAGAAGAGAGGCCUGAUGCCCGGCCUGACCUUCUCCAACGAGCUCAUCAGCCGAGACGAGGGUCUGCACUGUGACUUUGCGUGUCUGAUGUUCAAACAUCUGGUGAACAAGCCGUCGGCAGAGAAGGUCACCAAGAUCAUCAAGAACGCCGUCGCCAUCGAGCAGGAGUUCCUGACGGAGGCUCUGCCGGUGAAGCUGAUCGGGAUGAACGGCGAGCUGAUGAAGCAGUACAUCGAGUUCGUGGCCGACAGGCUGAUGCUGGAGCUGGGCUUCACCAAGAUCUACCGGGCGGAGAACCCCUUUGACUUCAUGGAGACCAUCUCUCUGGAGGGGAAGACCAACUUCUUUGAGAAGCGCGUGGGAGAGUACCAGAGGAUGGGCGUGAUGUCGGGAGCCUCGGACAACACCUUCAGGCUGGACGCCGACUUCUGAGGACGCUCAAAAUGCACUAAUUCAACCCAGUGGCGCUUUUACCCCGUUGCAUGCUGGGAAAUGGCAGAUUGCAGCGUCAUCGUGAUGAACUUAAACUCCCACCGCAGAUUUGAGUCUGCGGCCAUUUUGUUUUUGUAAAUACUAAUGUUUCCUCUUUUGUGAUUGAGAUGUAUUUAUUAGUACUUUUAGAUCGGAGUGGUGGAGCGCUUUGUCAAAUGUGUACAGAUGUUUUAUUUGGUUUUGUAUUAAAAGUUAUAUAAACAUAAUUCUGAGGGCGGAGCCACACCUGCUGACAGAUGGUUAAAAUAAUAAAGUAAAUAGCUUCUCAGCCAAUCUGACCCCAGACCAGCUGUUCUGAAGAACUGGUUUUUAAAAAUGUACGUGUGUGUGUAUAUAUAUUAUUUUGUACAGUUGCAUUUGUUUUUUGUAAUAAAUACUUUGAAAAUGUAAUCUUAUUUGAAAGCAGUUUGAUCAGAAAUUAUCGCUUGAUGAAUAUAUAAUGUGUGUUUUUAUGUUUGGAAGAAUGAUUAAAAUCUAUUUAGUGAGCUUUUAAA
Molecule: messenger RNA, 2851 nt
Organism: Cyclopterus lumpus (lumpfish)
Lineage: Eukaryota; Metazoa; Chordata; Actinopteri; Perciformes; Cyclopteridae
Product: ribonucleoside-diphosphate reductase subunit M2-like
Exons: 10
Coding region: 1155-2297 (380 amino acids)
Biological process (GO): deoxyribonucleotide biosynthetic process
Cellular component (GO): cytosol
Molecular function (GO): ribonucleoside-diphosphate reductase activity, thioredoxin disulfide as acceptor
Source: RefSeq, a predicted model, not a curated record